Malus domestica (apple) is the source of this 908-nucleotide messenger RNA. RefSeq names its product spermine synthase-like. NCBI's taxonomy places the organism in Eukaryota, Viridiplantae, Streptophyta, Magnoliopsida, Rosales, Rosaceae. Gene Ontology annotation, molecular function: catalytic activity. The record is from RefSeq and is a predicted model, not a curated record.
ACAUAAUGCUUCCCAUAGAGUAGUUGUAUUCGGCUAGGAGUUUAUAGAAGAUCCUGGUGUUGCCGUGCUAUGCUACUUUUGGUUUCAACUUCCAUGGCCACCAUUGGAAUCAGACUGGAGACGGAGAAGAAGAAGAAGAUAAUAUAUGGAGGACGGCGCCAGAAGACUAUGGAUGGGAAGGCUAUUGUAAAAAGGUUUAUUUCAACAACCCUAUGUGGCCAGUCCUCAAUAUAUGGAAAAGUGCUUGUUCUUGAUGGCAUUAUCCAGCUGAGUGAGAAAGAUGAAUGUGCAUACCAGGAAAGGAUAGCACAUCUACCUCUUUGUUCAAUUUCCUCUCCCAAGACAGUUCUGGUUGUUGGUGGUGGUGAUGGUGGGGUUCUUAGGGAGGUUUUUCGCCAUCCUUCUGUUGAGCAUAUUGAUAUAUGUGAGAUAGAUAAGAUGGUUAUAGAUGUGUCCAAUAAGUUUUUCCCUCAGUUAGCCGUUGGAUUUCAGGAUCCUCGCGUCCACCUUCAUGUCGGUGAUGGUCCAGCCCAAGAGCUUGUAGAGAAGCCAGUUUUUGAGACAAUAGCUAGAGCAUUAAGGCCUGGUGGUGUUCUCUGUAAUAUGACAGAGAACAUGUGGCUCCAUACGCAUCUUAUUCAAGAUAUGAUCUCUGUUUGCCGUCAAAUAUUCAAGGGGUCUGUCAAUUAUGCUUGGGCGAGUGUUCCUACCUAUCCCAGUUAAUACUUUCCUUUUCACGCAUUAAUCUACUCUCGCUCUCACCCUUUAUAUAUAUAUAUAUAUAUAUAUAUGUUUUUUUUUAAUAUGGCAAAGAAGUCUCGAGUUUCUCGGUGAACUUGUAUUAUUUAUGCAUUGACAAUGACUAGACUAAACACAUCGCUUAACUGCUGAUUCUUGAUCCUUCUUAA